GGCACCUGAUACCAAAUUUGAACAUGCAUGCGCUAUUGUGUUGACAUAGUAACGCGGCGCAGCUGGCCUGCGCUGGUCAGAGCCUGGAUUCACCUUCUUAGCUCCUGUCUUUACUAGAUCUUGAAGUGGUCUCUCAAUAAUGUCGAAACUACUCCGGGUCUUAAACCCGGCCAUAACGCAGUACAGGGAUCGGCGCUUCGAAGGCACAGAGGCUGACUGGGAGCACGCACUGACCUCCAGUACCACUGUGUACGUGGGCAACCUGGCCUUCACCACGCGCGAAGAGCAGCUGUACGACGUGUUUGGGCGGGUGGGCCACAUCAAGCGCAUUGUUAUGGGGCUGGACAAGGUCCAAAAGACGCCCUGCGGCUUCGCCUUCGCCAUCUACUACACGCGGCGGGACGCGGAGGAGGCGGUGGCGUUCCUGAACGGCACGUUGGUGGACGAGCGGGCCAUCCGUGUGGAUCUGGACUGGGGCUUCGUGGAGGGGCGCCAGUACGGGCGAGGUCGCUCGGGAGGCCAGGUGCGUGACGAGUUCCGGCAAGACUACGACCCCGGCCGCGGCGGCUACGGCAAGCUGGUGCAGGCGGAGCUGAUGGAGCAGAUGGGCAUGGGCAUGGACGGCGGGGCGCCGGGCGGCGGCGGCCGGGAAAACAAGCGGCAGCGCGUGCAGGCAGAGGGCAGUGGCGGCCGCGGCGGCCGCGGAGGGCAGGGCCGGGGCAGCACAGGAGGCCGGGGCGAGGAGGCACAGCAAGGAGGAGGUGAGGAGGCGGCUGAGGCCGAGGGCGGAGGCGGAGGAGGCGGAGGCGGGGCCGAGGAGCGGGCGGAGCAGGUGGCGGAGCACGCGGAGGCCGCGGGCGGCGGUGCUGAGGGAGGUGCUGAGGAGAUGGAGGCAGAAGGGGCAGGUGGGGAGGCGGAGGCGGAGGCGGAGGCCGAGGCGGAGAUAGAUGAGGACUUCGCAGGGGGCGACCCAGAGGCAUUCGAGGGAGACGGGUGAGGAAGGCGAGUGAGGGGGCAAGGUUAGGGCACGGCGCAGGUGGCGCAAGCUUGGUGCUUUGGCGGAUGGUUUGGCGUGACAGAUCAAAAAGGUGUUGCCGCGGGUAGCGGAGCGCACAGGCGGCGGAAGGCACCCAGCUUGCACGGACUGAAGGUAAAUGCCCGAAGGCCAGGUCUAAGCAGCAUGAGGCUGGGCAUGCAGUGAGGUGUGCGUGUGCGGGAACCUGACUGGACAUGUGACUUCACUCUCGUCCCGGGCCACUUCGCCGCACCGUCUGAUGGACUCAUGGGCAUCGAACUGCGGUAACAUGUCA
Molecule: messenger RNA, 1310 nt
Organism: Chlamydomonas reinhardtii
Lineage: Eukaryota; Viridiplantae; Chlorophyta; Chlorophyceae; Chlamydomonadales; Chlamydomonadaceae
Exons: 5
Coding region: 140-997 (285 amino acids)
Biological process (GO): mRNA cis splicing, via spliceosome
Cellular component (GO): nuclear cap binding complex
Molecular function (GO): RNA cap binding
Source: RefSeq, a predicted model, not a curated record